Molecule: messenger RNA, 300 nt
Organism: Enterobius vermicularis (human pinworm)
Lineage: Eukaryota; Metazoa; Nematoda; Chromadorea; Rhabditida; Oxyuridae
Source: the annotation of a GenBank genome assembly
AUGCUUUUUAUUAGGCAGAAGAACGAUAUCACUGGUUACGCUCCAUUUGAAGCUCGGUCGAGAGUCGAGUACAAACAAUACACCUCAUUUUUUUCGCAUGAUGGUUUAGCAAUUGCAACUUACAUAUUUGUGACCGCACGAGAUGGUGGUACGUUGCUACGAGACGAGUACCUUAAAGAAGCUGUUCAGGAUUUUUGGCCUUGUCUAAGGCCCUUCAUCAUUUUUGGCCCUUCAUCUGUGAAGCGUCAAGCUUGUCCAUUUAGUUCUCGCCAACUUUCUGACGGUCUAGUGCCAAGAUAA